CCUUGCUACCGCCAGUGCCGUAGUGGUGAGGGCCCCUCACUGCCGCCAGUGCCGCCAGUGCCGUAGUGGUGAGGACCCCUCGCUGCCGCCAGUGCCGUAGAAGCGAGGGUCGACUAAGUGCCGCGACUCACUCCCGCCAGCAGCGCGCUGAGGAGCGGACGGCAGGAGCUGCAACUUCCACCUCAGCACAUACCUGCUCCCGUAACGCGGGAUCAGGUGUAUAAUCGACACACCAGCCUACAUGUGUGCGACACAAUAAGAUCCAAAUAACAAGGGAAUAUGAAUUACCGGAUUCAGUACUCCUCUUUUUCACGCUGGAAAGGGGGACUUGACGCUAAGGUCCGUGACAGUUUCAUUCCAGUGUGUCGUGGUUUGCUCUCAGUAUGAAAGGGACAAGCAGGACAAACCAUUAAACCAAUUUGAAUACAAGAAUAAAUACGAACAUGGAAUAACUACAAUAUGCAUGAAAAAGAGAGACAAUUUAGCUGUGACCGUAAGGAAUGACAACAACAAGUCAAUACUAGAUAAAAACUAGACAUGUAAGCCAUCAAAAGAAAGAUGCAGGUGUCAGAUGACCCCCGGGGCAGAAUCAGCACCUUAAACUGGGACAGCAGCACCAGAACCCCUGCUUGAUGGGGUUCUGGGAGUUCUUCUACUCCCCAAGCUCGGCCUGAGGCCAGGCUUGACUUGUGAGAGCUUGGUCCAUCCGGGCGAGAAACAGAAACAACGGUAUCGCGAAUACCUGUGUUGACGGAAGGGUCAACAACAGCAGCAUCAGCCGUCCAAAGGUGGCCAUCAACAGGCUCAAACAACGGCGGCCACAUAGAGAGGCGCGAGGAUGGGGUGCGGGGCGAGUCACUCCAACGCCUCCCUCAGCCAUGACGAGGCUAGGACACCCGUUAAUGACUCCGGCGCCGCACCUUUGACGGUGACGGAGGAGGCGAUGGAGAAGCCCAAGACCGGGGAGGAAGGCGUCUUCGAGCUGCCGCAGUCCGACUUCGUCGACGGGCGUCUGGGCGUCACUGAGGCGAAGGCCAUAGAGGAGCUGAGGAGCAACCUGGCGGCGGACGAGCACUACUGCGACGAGGACUUCCCUGCAGAUAACUCCUCGCUCUUCUUCUCCCAUCGUGUCGACGGCGACAUUGAGUGGAAGAGACCCUACGAGCUGCACGACGACCCUCAGGUGUUCGUUGACGGCGUCGGCAGGAAGGACGUGGUGCAGGGCGCCCUCGGGGACUGCUGGUUCCUCUCUGCGUGUGCCGCCGUCGCCAGGACGCCCAAGCUUAUACAGAGGGUGGUGCCCCCAGACCAGGUUCUGGUCGGGGAGGGGUACACAGGGCUGGUCGUGUGCCGGUUCUGGAGGUUCGGGGAGUGGGUGCUGGUGUGCGUCGACGACAGACUCCCCACCAAAGAAGGCCAUCUCAUCUUCGCCAGCAGUUCCAGUCCCCAAGAGUUCUGGGUCGCCCUCGUAGAGAAGGCCUACGCCAAGCUCCACGGGUCGUACGAGGCGCUGGAAGGGGGUCAGAGUAUGGACGCUCUAGUCGACCUGACUGGCGGCCUGGCUGAGAGGUACGACAUGGAAGACACCCCCGACAAGGACAAACUCUACAAGCUCCUGCUCAAAUCUUCCAAAAAUGGAGCGUUUAUCACUGCUUCCAUGAAGAAGAACGACCCCAGGCAGUUUGUCAUGCUUCACGACGGUGACUGGCGACUGGCCUACAAGACCAACGACCACGGCCUGGUGGAGGGCCACGCCUACACCGUGUCCGGCGUGGCUACCAUCAGCCACGAACACCUGGGACUGGUGCGCCUCGUCCGUGUCAGAAACCCCUGGGCCAGCGGCGCCGAGUGGAAUGGUGACUGGUCUGACAGCGACGAGAACUGGGAUGGGGUGCCCGUGUCCCAGCUUAACAAGCUGGGUCGGGCCCAGCUUGAAGACGGGGAGUUCUGGAUGAGCUUCAAGGACUUUUGCGGCCACUUCGAAGAGGUGUCGAUCUGCACCAUCGGCCCGGACUUCGAUAACGAUGGAACCAUUGACCACGUUGGUCAGGUUCAGGCCAUUAAGGGAGAGUGGGCGGAGGGGUCGAGCGCUGGCGGCAGCCGGAACGACUUCGACAAGUUCGCCACCAACCCGCAGUACCUGCUGACUCUUACUGACCCUGAUAUGGAGGAAGACGGAGAGAGUAAGUGCAGCGUGCUGGUGGCUAUGAUGCAGGAACACCGCCGCUCAAACAAGCAACAGGCCGUCAAGGAGCUCCAGAUUGGUUUUGUAGUCUACAAGACGAGUCAUCCGGAGCGGCGCCUGUCGUCAGAUUACUUCCAGCACAACUAUGAGGAAGGCAACUCCGGCGUCUACAUCAAUUUCCGCGAGGUGUUGUGCCGCAUGGAGCUCGAACCCGGCGAGUACGUCAUCAUCCCCGCCACCUUCCUGCCCGACUGCCCAGGAUACUUCAUGGUCAGGGUGUACUCGCCCAACAGCUUCCAGCUCAAGAAGAUACCAUGAAGGCUCUUCCCACCUGACCCUCUACACCCCCUAACACCUCCCGGCUCAACGAGACACCUGUCUUUCGGGUGGCUUUCAUGCCAUUUCUUUGACAAUUAUUUAUAAGAAAGUUGUCUUAAACUUGACAGAAAGUGCCUUAAACUUGAAUUGAUCUUACAAUUAAGCUGAGAUGGCUUUAUACGUCUGUAAUGCUUACAAUAAAGAUGUUGGGGGUUUUUCUUUCAACACUACCGAAACCAAACUUGUGCUAGUCUUGUGAAUGGAAAUAAAGCUUCGAACAAUAUUGGCUCAGUGUCACAGAGGUUGAGCUUGAAAAGGUGUUGCGUGAUUUUGUUAUGGAGUAGGUCCCCACGCGGGCAAGUCGACCACAGGGCUGGCAAGUCGUCCACAGGGCUGGCAAGUCGUCCACAGGGCUGGCAAGUCGACCACAGGGCUGGCAAGUCGACCACAGGGCUGGCAAGUCGUCCACAGGGCUGGCAAGUCGUCCACAGGGCUGGCGAGUCGUCCACAGGGCUGGCAAGUCGACCACAGGGCUGGCAAGUCGACCACAGGGCUGGCAAGUCGACCACAGGGCUGGCAAGUCGUCCACAGGGCUGGCAAGUCGACCACAGUGCAAGGACUUGACAUACAUACGAGUCUGCCCACUCACAUAUCAACACUGAACACCGGAGAGUGAUGCAGGGAAGGAAUAUCUCACUGCUGUGGCCCAUGGAGCAAGCCGGUGAAAACACGGCCAUGCUUCGGAAACAAAUUUAAACCUAAGUUUAAACAUCAUUGCUUCCUCAGCGUAGCUCUCCUCACUGGAUUACUUGACCGUUACACUAACAAUUCCGGAAGCCAGAAUAACGCUGCAGAGGCCUUUUACUUAUUACUUUACAUUUGAUAUAAAUAGCAUGGAUGUUUGUGGCCAGCCGCUUGCGGCCAGCCUCUCCCAACUUUGCAGGAUGAAUGAUCUGGGUGACGGGACGGAAAUAGGCUGGUUGGGGUCGGUCCUAUUAGGCUCAGGCCUAAUAGUGACCCGACACCUAAUCAAUGAUAGGUGGCUGGCCGAGACAGUAGAUUUGUUCACAUUAAUGGCAUGGCUAGAGGGUAGAGAAGAGAGCUAGGGGAUGUCUGAAGAUAGGAGGAAAACAGAUGGGCGAGAGGGAGGGGGGGACUGGGAUAGAGGGAUAGAGAAGAGUAUCUUGGGGGAGAAACUUGGAGAGGGAGGGAUAGGGUAAGAGAUGAGAGAAGGGCGAGAUUAGGAGAGGGGAGAGAGACCCCCCCCCCCCUGGCACAGCUGUCCCAGUCUGUCUAUAAAAGAGGAUAUCUAUCUGUCCGAGGUUGCCAGCCAGAUGCUUGCAGCUAGCCUCACGAAAAUUUGCAGGAUAACCGGUAGGGAGAGUGUAACGGUCAUAGGGUGUCUGGAGACGGCCACCAUCAAGUCGGCCGAGAUGAAAUGUUCGGAGCCAGCGGCAUAGAGUUUUAUCCUUCGCUCAACGAAAGUAUUUGGGAAAGUCUCACCCACACACACCCUCUCUACACAGUGCUCACGGGACGAUAUAUUGAACCACAGAACGUUCUGGUGACAGAUCUGCAUUCUGGAGGCUCCCGGGGCGACCCGGGCAGCGCCGGGAACACUAUUAUAAUAAAAUAAACUGAGACACAAGACUUACACAAUAUUUAGAUUAAAUUUCUGGAAACUGCAUUUCAGUUCUAUAAUAAAAUUUGAGGGCUGAAGCUUCAAUAUCAAAGUGAAUAAACUCACACCCCAGAAUAUAUAAUAUAUAUAUAUAAUAUAUGUACAAUAAACUUGUUGAUUACACUUUAAUUUGACGUAAUAUAUGGAUGCAAUUUAAUGAAUAUUUGAAAUAAAUUUGUAUAUGUU
This is a messenger RNA of Procambarus clarkii (red swamp crayfish), 4370 nucleotides long. Its product is annotated as calpain-A. Gene Ontology annotation, cellular component: cytoplasm. Lineage: Eukaryota; Metazoa; Arthropoda; Malacostraca; Decapoda; Cambaridae. Gene Ontology annotation, biological process: proteolysis. The record is from RefSeq and is a predicted model, not a curated record. Gene Ontology annotation, molecular function: calcium-dependent cysteine-type endopeptidase activity.